GGUGAAGCAGAAAGAGACUGUGAUAAUAAGAAAAUCAGACUGGAGAAAGAAAGCAAGUCACAGUCAUCUUCAUCUUCAUCCUCCCACAAAGAAUCUUCUAAAACAAAGUCUCCCAAGCCCUCAUCGGAGCCCGCCAAGAAGGAAAUGCUCCCUCCUCCUCCCAUGUCCUUGUCCUCCCAGAAACCAGCCAAGUCCACACACAAGAGAUCAAGGCGGGAAGCAGACAGCUGUGGCCAGGACCCUCCCAGAAGUGCCAGCAGUACCAAGAGCAGCCAUAAGGACUCUCCAGUCUCUAAGCACAGACGGGUUGAGGGGAAGGGCUCGGGGAGCACCACAGAGCUCAGAGGAUCUUCCAGAGAUACUGCAAACCCUUUUCCAGUGCCUUCUUUGCCAAAUGGUAACUCUAAGCCAGGAAAGCCCCACGUGAAGCUUGACAAACAACAAGCAGAUCUUCACAUGAGGGAGGCAAAAAAGUUGAAGCAGAAAGCAGAGCUAAUGACAGACAAAGUUGGAAAGGCUUUUAAGUACCUGGAAGCUGUCCUGUCCUUCAUUGAGUGUGGGAUUGCCAUGGAGUCUGAAAGCCCAGCAUCAAAGUCCGCUUAUUCUGUGUACUCGGAAACGGUAGACCUCAUCAAAUUCAUAAUGUCAAUGAAAUCCUUUGCAGAUGCCACAGCACCUACACAAGAGAAAAUAUUUGCUGUUUUAUGCGUGCGCUGCCAGUCCAUUUUGAAUAUGGCGAUGUUUCGCUGUAAAAAAGACAUAGCAAUAAAGUAUUCUCGCACUCUUAACAAACACUUCGAGAGUUCUUCCAGAGUUGCCCAGACACCUUCUCCAUGCAUCGCAAGAAGCACAGGCACACCGUCCCCACACUCCCCGAUGCCUUCCCCUGCCAGUGCCCUCGGGUCUCAGCCAAGCGCUGGCAGUGUGGGGAGUGGCGGGGUGGCUGCCACCAUCAGCACCCCCGUCACCAUCCAGAACAUGACCUCCUCCUAUGUCACCAUCACGUCUCAUGUCCUCACCGCCUUUGACCUUUGGGAACAGGCUGAGGCCCUUACAAGGAAGACAAAAGAAUUCUUCACUCAGCUCAGCACAAGCGUGUGCACCUUGGCCCUCAACAGCAGUCUGGUGGACCUGGUGCACUACACAAGACAGGGUUUUCAGCAGCUACAGGAAUUAACCAAAACACCUUAAGGGAGGCCCAAGUGAAUUUGAGGCCUUGGGAACUUUUUUGCACAUUGGAAGCCUCAAAAAUAGUCCGAACGUUUGUCUCAUCAGGACACCCAACUUGAGAAGAGAAACACCAGAGACAGUAAGGACAAGUGUCACUGCAACUCAAGAAUAUGUGAUCUGCUUGGGCGUGAUGAUUACACAGAAGGGAGAAGGUUCCAGAGAUGAUCUUGCCUCUCCUGACAGAAGACAGAGUGCAAUGCAGCCCAGAUGGGUGUAGGAAUGGUCUAGAAACAUUUCUCUCUAUAUACAUGUAUAUAUAUAUUUUUACCAGCAGGAUGCAAGUUGCAAAUAAGAUGAAAAGAAGCAAUUUCAGCUCUGAAUGCAAACUUCAUCUUCUCAGUAGCCACCAGUCCAUUCCCAGAAGGAAAUUUUUUUAAACAAUGAUUUUUGGUGAAGGGUUUUGUGGAUGAUUUUUUUUUCUUUUUUGUUUUGGGGGAAACAUCUGUUUAAUAGGUCCUAGUGGCCAUCUGUAAACUGUAAGUUGUGAAGGACUCCACUGUACCCCACUUUCUGCCAAUGAACAGUGGCUUGAUAAUACCGAGUACUGUUGUAACUUAUAAAAUGGAAGGCAAUUGCCUGAUACUAUGCUGAAGGUUAGCCCAGGUCGGAGUGGUGGACAGCGCCUGGGGCGACAUAAGAUUGGCCGCACACCAUGGACGACAUGGCGCUGCUGCUCCCAUGAUCUCACCAGGUGGUCACCGCUCACUCUAUUCUGAAUGUCCUACCCUGGGGAAGAAGGGAACCAGCCUUUGUACCUGACCAGAUGACUAGAGUGCUUUGUAAUUUUUGUUGAAGUAGACCUGGAAUUGGAGGUGCUGAUCUGUGGUUACAAUUGCGUGGUUACUCAUAUUGUCCAACCAACUCAAGAGUUUUGUCAGUGAACAAGAAAAAUGAAAUCUACUUCUUAGAGAGGUUAUAUUUUUCUGCUACAAAUUAUUUUAUAUUUAUAGCAAAACUAACUUUCAGAGUCCUUGAUUGUCUAGGGGAAAUUAACUCCCUGAGAGGAUGUGGAGAUUUGGGGUGGUUAAUUAGACUUUUAAAAAACCCAUCACCACAUGCCUUCGUGCUGGAGUGUUCUCCAUCGACUCGAUGUGGUGGGUUGAGGAACUGUGGCCUUCAUGUAGGUUCUUGCCAUAGUGUACACAUCAAGCCAAGUCAAAGGAGUGACCUGAACAGAAGGACUCCCACACGCCCGUAAGCACAGGUUUCCUUUUCAUUGAGACUUUAAGGUUAUCAUGGAAACAUUUUUUGGAGUGCAGUGUUUUUAAAAGCCAAUUCUUUCCAUCUCUUUAAGAAGGAAGCAGCCUUGGCAUAUGUGUUGAAUCAAGGAGCGAGGUCAUCUCUGACUCUUUUCCCUCCCUUCCACCCCAUCCCGCCCCCUACACGUUUCCUACCAAUUAUGUCUCACAUCUUCCGACUUAUUUACUGGUGGAUUAGGGAGAACCACCUUUACUCACAGUGAAGACAUCUGUGAGCCCCACGAUGAAUGUAGGAACUUGCUCAGUCAAUAGCCACGGGUGAGUGUGGUGGUGGGAGUGAUGCCUGUGUCCCAGCAUGGAUGGUGUGUGUGUCGCUGUCCUUUGGUGUCUGCUCCAGCCUGUCCUGCUCUUACCCCUGGCUGGCAUAGAGGCAGUUACCUCAGGCUGCAGUUAAGGCUGGAGAACGGCAGGGCAGUGAAGUCAUGUCUGAGUAUGAACCUUGCUGCAUGACCCUGAUGAACUGGCUUCAUUCAUGGAUGUUCCAAAGCAAAGCUAUGGUCUUUCUUAAAUGACAAGUUGAAAAACCUGUUGUGACAUGAACACUCAUUGCCUGGUAGGUUGUGUGCUUGUGGCAUUGUGUGUCCAUCUCGUCUGUAGGGGCCAAGACACCAGAAUCAGGCUUCUGUGGUUAUUUGACAUUUCUUUUUUCCUUAUCCAUCCUGUCCAGAACAAGUUACCUGUCGACUGUGAAGGGCUGUGUCCUUGGUGACAGGUUCUGAUCUCUGUAGACUGUCCUGGAGCUUGUAUGUCGUGUGCUGCCCAAACCGAAGACAUUUCCAGGUCAAUUUCUCAGCCAAUUUUAAUGGGUUGCUUUCCCCAUGGCCUUAUUCUUUGUGGUUUUUCCCCCUGAACUUGAUAUAAAGAUUUUAUUUGUCUCUUGAAAAACUGUAACACAUUUGUGUAGAUCAAUUUGUACUAUUUUGGUCAUUGGAUAUUUCCAGUUCUUACUGCAACACGCACUGUACCUAAGAGAGAAUUCCUAGGUCUGCCUUUUUAACAGAAUAUUCAAGAGGGUGUGGCUGAUGAACCCCUAAUGUUCAUAGGGUCUUUUUGCUGUUACAGUUGUGUAGAGAAAUCUAAAGGAUUUUUAAAAUCAUGUGCACUUUUUCACGGCAUGCUUACAAUUCCCAAAGGCAAAAUUUAUACUAAAGUAGAUAAUUUGAAAGGGCUAGAUGAUACACUUAAGCCUUUGAAUACAUGAAGUUCUUAUAACAACAGCAACAGGACACACUUCACAGUGAGACAAACAUAAAACAAGGAGUGAAAACAGAGUGUACAUCUUGCCUUUGGCACUACAGUUACGUGUGUGUCUGGGUGUCUGUCUUUAAUAGGAAAUGGAAGAAUACUGUUUUAUUCUAAAAUGUGUUGAAUGUCUCUGUCCUUUCUGGAGAUAAUUAAAAUGUGAAUCAGUGAACUUAAGAGCCCUGCAGUGCAAUAUAAUGAAAAACACUUUCCUGAAAUUUACCAAAUGACAUUGGGUCAAGAUUGUGAAGACACGGCCCACACAGCAGCAAGAAUAGGGAGUGGGAGGACCUGUCAAACAGCUGCAGGACUUGGGUCACGACAGGAGGGUGAUGCAACUACGAUGUUACGAUUUGAUGACAAUAUUGACUGGGAAAAGCAUCUAGUUUUUUUGGCAAAAGGCCCUUUACUUUCUAAAUCUGCUUUCACCAAGAUGUGUCGCGAUUUCUCCUGGACAAAUUGGACCACCCUUCUCUCCUUUGUCCUCAACCCUUAAAUACCAGAUCUCAGGAUGUUUCAAAAGCAAAAAACCUCCACCCCUUUCUGGCUGAAGACUUGCCUUAAUUGGUCCUUUACCCGUGAAUGUUAGUAGUAUCACAAGCUUACUAUUUUAUUAGGAUUCCUCUUCAGUAAUCUUUAGAAGCAAAGACAACAAAGCUGUUAUCUCUGAUAUCCAAAAGCUUGGACAGAGUGGAAGAGGCUGAUGGGAUUGGAUUAUAGUUACUGUGCCUUUGACCAAACCAAUUCUGAAAUCACACUGUGCUUGUUGUGCCUGGCUUCAAGGGAUGCUACAUGGCUCAUGUACCUUUGACUCCUCUGCUUGAGGAAGUCUGAGGUGUAUCUGUGUAUCUUAAGGUAAAUUAAAGCAGAUUUGAGGUUGGGCUUGGGACUUUUUGAUGUACCCUCACCAAUUCUCUUACUUUUUUUCUUAAUGAUUUAUUUUCCCAAACACUACACAAAAAUCUUUGAAAAACUUGGCUCCUUCAUCUAUUGCCCUCUUUAUACUGGUCAGCAAUAUUUAAGUCUUGCAGAAAGAUUCUGGGCUUCUUUUAGAAGCAUGAGAACACAGGCUUUGUUACUGGGAAGCAAGGGCUCUCUGUUGUGGCCUGUGGAAUCCAGGACUGGCCACAGCAGUCUGGGUCUCUGUCCCCUCUCCUGGGCGGGCUGCCUCUUUUGUGUCUGGUCCCAGUUAGAAUGAAUGGGUGGAGGGUCUUUUCCUGUGCCUUGAUUUCUUAUCAUUUAAUUGGGGGCAGAUGUAGUGGUAGAAGAGCAGAGUGUAGGGAUUUUCCUUCAAACACUGCAAGUGGGAUUUCCAUCAUGGAAACUCCAAAUAUGCAGUCCAUUUGUGCUGGCGUCUCGGUGACGAAGAAUGCACGUCUCUCAUGAAUUGUGGACACUGACCACAUUCUCUAGUUCUUCUUUGUCAUGAGUUGGCACACGCCAUCUGUUGCUUUCCUUUAGGUGGCUGUGAAUUUCUUAUUUUCGGGGAGAAGUCACACUAUUCUGUUCCAUCAUGCAUCAGGUAUCAACAGGUACUGUGGUGGGGAGAGGGAGCCUGAGAGGACAGGAGGAAAACCCCGUAGCUCUGUGUGAGCCUCAGUGUCCACGGAUUGGCCUGGGAGGACAAAGGAGCAAGGCCUUUGAUGGUGAGGCUGGCCACACCACCCCGUCACAUAGGACAGUGGCCACCCAAGAAGGACAACUUGCUUUGCUUCAAAGUAGAUGUGUAAGUGAUACUUAACACAGGCAGUAUUAACUUCACCUUUUGUUCAGGCCGUCAGCAUGUAUUGUAAAAAUUACUGUACAUACCCCCAGUAUCAAGUCUCCACUGCUCAAGUUGGGGGUGUGUGUGUGCGCACGCACGUGCGCAUGGAUCCCAAAUCUUGUUUUAAUUUUUUUUUCCUCCUGAAUGUGAUCAUGUUUUGGAUGACACCUGAGCAGGGUUGCCUUUUUUAUUUAUUACCAUUAUAUAUUAUAUUAUAUUAUAUAUUUUUUGCUUUCUUAUAACUUUAGAGGAGAGUCAACCUUGGUAUUAUUAAAAUUAAAGGAAUGAAUUGUCCAGUUGGUAAUGAAAAUCACUGGCCUAUCUUUAAAAUAAUGAAUUUUUCCUUAGUGACUAUGGAAUAACGUGCCAGCUGUUGUCGACACAGUGAAUUUGUAUGUAGGACAGGGAAGCAGUGAUGCUCUCCAUGGGAAGGUGUGCAACACAGACUCAGAAGGGGGACUCCAUAUAUUUUAUCUACUUCAGCAAUGGAACUGCAACUCGGGGCUUUUGUGAAUAAAAUUUAGCUGCCUUGUAUAGUCAUUUGAAAGAGACAUAUGUGAUCUGUGAGAGAAUUAUAGUCUUUUUUUAGAAGAGAGAUUUGCAAAAGAUCUUUCCAAAGACAAUGUGCCACAGGUCUUUUGCUUGUUCUCUGAAAUGAGGAUUAAUUGCUGUUGGAAAAAAAUGUAAUUGACUUGUUCAUCUUUAAAUUCUUUUUUUUUCACAAGAGGAUCAAACUGUAAAAAAAAAAAAAAAUUAAUAAAAAUUUAGAGAAAUCA
Molecule: messenger RNA, 6272 nt
Organism: Carlito syrichta (Philippine tarsier)
Lineage: Eukaryota; Metazoa; Chordata; Mammalia; Primates; Tarsiidae
Product: AF4/FMR2 family member 1
Exons: 9
Biological process (GO): regulation of gene expression
Cellular component (GO): nucleus; super elongation complex
Source: RefSeq, a predicted model, not a curated record